This is a messenger RNA of Chaetomium fimeti, 1705 nucleotides long. RefSeq lists its product as uncharacterized. The transcript has 4 exons. Gene Ontology annotation, biological process: rRNA base methylation. Gene Ontology annotation, cellular component: nucleus. Gene Ontology annotation, molecular function: 23S rRNA (adenine(1618)-N(6))-methyltransferase activity. NCBI's taxonomy places the organism in Eukaryota, Fungi, Ascomycota, Sordariomycetes, Sordariales, Chaetomiaceae. Bases 72 to 1550 code for a protein of 492 amino acids. The record is from RefSeq and is a predicted model, not a curated record.
AACAACGGUCAAACUCAACCAAAUCUCUCUCGGCCAGUGCGGGGAAAAGGGCGAAUCCGAGAGACAUCGCUAUGGUAGGGAUAAAGAGGAAAGCAUCGGACGAUGUCGCAGAGGUGGACGACCGACCGGGAGCCGAUUCCCGACUCGGACUACCCACCGGUGGUCCCGGGCGCAUUCAACCGAAUCCCGGUCGAACCGGUCGCACCGGCCGUCCGGCGCCUGGGGUAUCCGCCGAUGGCUACUUUCGGCACCUUUAUGCUUCCGAGCCCGACUUCAAGCACCUUGCCAGGCAAGACUCUCAGUUUGCAGCAGCCCUCCAAGACAACGGGCAGCUGGACUUUAGCGACCCAAACGCCACUAUGCAGUUGACAAGAACACUUUUGGGGAUCGACUUUGGCUUGAAGCUGGACCUUCCUGAGGACAGGCUGUGCCCUCCAGUCCCAAACCGUCACAAUUAUAUCCUAUGGCUGAAAGAUCUCAUGGAUACAACCUCAUACGAACCGCCUAGUCGAAAGUUGUGCGGGCUCGAUGUUGGUACAGGCGCAAGUUGCAUUUACCCUCUCCUCGGAACUGCUCAGCGGCAAUGGAUCUUCGUGGCAACAGACAUUGACACGAAGAACUUGGAUUAUGCAAGAAAAAACAUCCAAAUCAACGGCCUGGGAGACCGGAUUCGGCUCCUGGAGCGGAAACCAGAUGAUCCCCUGAUACCACUCGACGAGGCGGGUAUCCCGUCCAUCGACUUUGUCAUGAUGAACCCGCCUUUCUACUCCUCAGAGGAGGACAUGGUAUCGUCAGCAGUGAAGAAAGCGCGGCCACCAAUGUCCGCUUGCACCGGCGCACCGGUGGAGAUGGUUUGUGAUGGGGGCGAGGUGGCUCACGUUGGCCGGUUGUUGCGCGAAUCGCUGGUUUUGCGGGGCCGAAUCCAAUGGUAUACGUCGAUGCUUGGAAAGCUUACUAGCCUUGAUGCUCUCAUAGAUCAGCUCCGUGAGCACGACAUCGACAACUAUGCCGUUACCGAGUUUGUACAGGGGAACAAGACGCGCCGGUGGGCGCUGGGAUGGAGUUUCGGGCAGAUGCGACCGGCGGAGCAUGUGGCGCGCGGGAUGAAGGCGAGCCAUUGGAGAAAGAUUCUACCAUCAUCCGUGAUGGCUGAGUUGCUGGUGCUGCCGGCUGACGAACCAGUCGAUCCGGUGAUCGCUGGGAUUCAGAAGGUCAUGGGAGAGCUGGAGCUGAUGUCUUGGAGGUGGGAACCGGAAACGGCAAAAGGGCUGGGGAGAACGAAGGAAAACGUGUGGAGUAGGGCUUGGAGAAGGAAAAAGCUCCAAGACGGGAGAGAAGGAGACCAGAAUGAAGCCUGCGCUGUCCUAACUACUGAGCCAAAGGAGUGCCGGCUCGGAUUCGAGGUUGGAGUCGUGGCCGGGAAGGCAGAGACAUGUGUCAGUCUGCACUGGCGCGAAGGUAACGACCCCUUGAUUUUCGAGAGCCUGAAAGGUUUUCUUCAGGGAAAGUUGAAGGCUACUCGGGAUCAAGUCGAGAGGGCAAGUAGUUAACGCUGUUAACCUGUCCGUUGGGUCUCAAUGGGGAACGGCAGUGAACGGGCUGUACUUAUUAAGAAACCACCCCUGUGGUGUUGGUGGGGUUGGUCGCGUAAUAUUCGUAGAUCGAUGCCGUAAUAACGUAAUUUCACCAUCGCCUCCUCGAGCCC